Molecule: messenger RNA, 989 nt
Organism: Schistocerca cancellata (South American locust)
Lineage: Eukaryota; Metazoa; Arthropoda; Insecta; Orthoptera; Acrididae
Product: pyrimidodiazepine synthase-like
Exons: 6
Coding region: 19-747 (242 amino acids)
Biological process (GO): glutathione metabolic process
Cellular component (GO): cytoplasm
Molecular function (GO): glutathione dehydrogenase (ascorbate) activity; glutathione transferase activity
Source: RefSeq, a predicted model, not a curated record
GACGCGGACGCACCGAGCAUGAGCACCAAGCACCUCAAGAAGGGUGACGCGCAACCGGCGCCGCCGGAAGGCGGGAAGCUGCGGCUGUACUCGAUGGCGUUCUGCCCGUACUCCCACCGCGCCAGGCUGGCGCUGGCGGCCAAGGGCGUGCCCUUCGACAUCGUCAACAUCAACCUGCUGGACAAGCCCGACUGGCUCACCUCGGUGCAGCCGCAGGGCAAGGUGCCCGCGCUCGACGCCGGCGGCGGCCAGAUCGUCAUCGAGUCGCUGGACAUCGCCGACUUCCUGGACGGAAAGUUCCCCGAGCCACCACUCUGGCCGGCCGACGCAGACACCAAGGCGCGCCACAAGAAGCUCAUCGAUGACUUUGGCAAGGUAACGAAGAUCUUCCACGAAGCAGUUUAUGACAAGGAGAAGCGUCCGCUGGGAGACUACCUGGAGGAGAUCGUGGCUGCUCUGCAGCCUUUCGAAGACGAGCUGGCUGCUGGCGGUAACACCUUUUUCGGAGGCACCCAGCCUGGUAUGUUGGAUUACAUGAUCUGGCCGUGGGCAGAGCGUGCCAAGGUGCCCAGCAUCAUCAACAAGCAGGAGAUGAACUUCCCCAAGGACAAGUUCCCAAAACUCCUGGCGUGGCGCGACGCCAUGAAGGAAGACGCAGCGGUGAAGGCGCAGGCCGUGGACACGGAGCGGCAUGCGCGCUUCAGCAGCGCCUACGUAGACGGCACACUCGACUACGACAGCGUCUAGACGUUCGACCCUCUACCUGGCCGGGAGGGCGCCACCAAAAGAACAUGACAAUAAGGCGGCGGGACAGCAGUGGCCGCUGCGAUGGCUGCGAGCUCUGUCUAGCUAGUACUGCAACGAGGGAACCAAAUUGCUUCAGCAUGAUUCCAAUCAACUUGUAAUAGAUAUAUCGCUUUAUCUAGAUUUUCUUACAUAUUUAUAGAAACUAUAUCAUCUGCUUGGAAGAAUAAAAUUAUUGCAAAAUU